ACAAAAAAAUAAAAAAAAGUAACGCAAUUGCAAAUUUGCAACUGCUUUGUGUUUCCAAGUGUGACCACUUAACAAUUAUUUGCCCCUUCUUCUUCUUCCCCUUCUUCUUCUAAUUCUGUAAAUCCUUGCCUUUUCAGCUUCCACUCUGUUUUAAAUUUUAAAUUUUUUUUCUUUGUUUAUCUAACUGUUAUAGUAGACUGCAUUUUCUUGCACAAUGUCAGCAUUUAACAAAUUUAUUACAACCUAAGAAUCUACUUAUUGUCUUCAAUUUAUAUUCUAUAACAUAUUAUUAAGAAUACAGAACAAGAAUCAAAGAACAUGUCUUCCAAGACCAGAUCUGGGUUGUCUGAGACCCCAAUCAAAGGAUCACCGGCGACUCCUAGAGUGAGUAAACCGAGUAGAGUAAAAUCAGAAGCUGACUCACCUGCUGCAACCCAAAGUUCUCGCCUUUCAAUUGAUCGUUCUCCACGAACUGUUACUUCUAAGCCUACUGUUGAUCGUCGGUCACCGAAGGUCGCUACGCCACCUGAACCUACUGUUGAUCGUCGCUCACCAAAGGUCACUGCGCCACCUGAAAAACUACAGUCAAGAGUGGUUAAAGGAUCAGAGUUGCAGGCUCAGUUGAACGCUGUUCAGGAAGAUCUAAAGAAAGCUAAAGAGCAGAUAGCAUUGAUUGAGAAAGAGAAGGAGCUAGCAAUUGAUGAACUGAAACAAGCUCAAAAAGUUGCCGACGAGGCAAAUGAGAAGCUUCAAGAAGCCUUGGUGGCUCAAAAGAGAGCCGAGGAUGAUUCUGAAGUUGAGAAGUUUCGUGCUGUUGAGUCGGAACAAGCUGGGAUUGAGGCAGCUCAAAAGAAGGAAGAUGAAUGGCAGAAAGAGCUCGAGUCCGUCAAGAACCAACAUGCUUUGGAUGUGGACGCCCUUCUCUCUGCCACUCAAGAGCUUGAGAAGGUGAAACAAGAAUUGGCCAUGACCACUGAUGCGAAAAACAAGGCGUUGAGCCAUGCUGAUGACGCAACUAAGAUAGCGGAGAUUCAUGUAGAUAAGAUGGAGGUUCUUUCAUCUGAAUUGACCCGGUUGAAGGUGCUACUUGAUUCAAAGCUGGAAACCGAGGCCAAUGAAAGCCACAGGAUGGUGGCAGAGCUCGUAGAGGAGAUUGAUAUUUUGAAACUAGAACUUGAGAAAGCAAAGGAUUUUGAGAAAAAAUUGAUUGAAAAAGAGGCUUCUACAGAACAGCUUAACGUUGAGUUAGAAGCCGCUAAAAUGGCUGAAUCUUAUGCGCGCAGUUUAGCAGAGGAGUGGAAAAGUAGUGUAGACGAAUUAGAGAUGCAGCUUGAAGAAGCAAACAAGUUGGAGAAAUCUGCAUCUGUAUCUUUAUGCUCAGUCAUGAAACAGCUCGAGGAAAACAAUGAUCUUUUGCAUGAUGCUGAAGUUCAAAUUGCUUCUCUUAAAGAGAAGGUGGGCUUGUUGGAAAUGACAAUUGCGAGACAGAAAGGGGAUCUCGAGGAAUCAGAGCGGUGUCUUGGAUUGGCAAAGGAGGAGACUUCUGAAACAGCAAAAAAACUCGAGUCUUUGAAGUCCGAGUUGGAUUUAGUGAAAGAAGAGAAAACUCAGGCUUUAAACAAUGAGAAACUUGCAGCAUCUAGCGUUCAAACUCUAUUAGAAGAGAAAAAUAAACUCAUAACUGAGUUGGAGAAUUCGAGGGAGGAGGAGGAAAAGAGCAAGAAGGCAAUGGAAAGUCUAGCUUCUGCCUUGCAUGAAGUGUCUGCUGAAGCAAGGGAGGCUAAAGAAAUGCUGUUAUCCAAUCAAGUGGAGCAUGAAAGUAAUGAAACCCAGAUCGAAGAUUUAAAAUUAGUCCUUAAAGAAGCAAACCAGAGAUAUGAAGCCAUUGUAGAUGAGAACAAACACGAGAUUGAUUUUCUCAAAAAUAUUAUUGAAGAAUCCAAGAAAGAAAUUUUGAGCUCCAAGGCUGAGUGGGAGCAAAAAGAACUGAAUCUGGUGAACCGUGUCAAGAAAUCAGACGAAGAGAAUUCUUCGUUGGAAAGAGAAAUAGAUCGGCUGGUAGAUUUACUGAAGCAGACUGAGGAAGAAGCUUGCGUCACUAGGGAAGAAGAGGCUCAUUUGAAGGGUAGCUUAAAGGAAGUUGAAGCUGAAGUCAUUUCAUUGCAAGAAACCCUUGGAGAAGCAAAAAUAGAGAGUUUGAAACUGAAGGAGAGUUUAUUAGACAAGGAAAAUGAGUUGCAGAAUCUUAUACAAGAAAAUGAGGAUAUUCGAACUAAGGAAGCUAUUUCUCAGAAGAAGGUAGAGGAACUGUCUAAAUUGCUUGAAGAAGCUAUGGCUAAGAAGCACACUGAGGAGAAUGGUGAGCUCACAGACAGUGAAAAGGACUAUGAUUUGCUUCCGAAGGUGGUUGAAUUCUCUGAAGAAAAUGGGCACGUGAGCGAAGAAAAACCCAAAAAGGAGUUUCCCUCACCGCCACAGCAACACGAGGAUCUGGAAAUUUCCAAGGAACAAAAUAAUGGCCUCGACAAUGAGAGUGCUUUAUCAGAAUCUGUUAAAAUCGAGAAUGUGAAUGGAAAACUAAGCGAAGACGAGAGCAAAGAAAAAGAAGACGACACAGUAGAAGUUGAGUUUAAGAUGUGGGAAAGCUGCAAAAUUGAAAAGAAAGAGUUUUCACCCGAAAGAGAAACAGAACCGGAAUCGCUCGAGGAUGAAGUGAACUCCAAAAUCGAUGUUGGUGAAAGCUUCGAUCAGAUAAACGGUUUAUCCUCAACAGAAAAUGUAGACGAUGGUGGGAGCUCACCAUCAAAGCAGCAGCCGGAGCAGCUACAGAAGAAAAAGAAGAAGCCAUUGCUUGGUAAAUUCGGCAGCUUACUUAAGAAGAAGAGCAGUAGCAACCAGAAGUAGUGGAAGAGACCAAUUACGGGCAGGUAUAUUGUAAGAUGCCAUGAACAAGAGUGUUUGCUUUAUUAUUUUUGCUUCUGAUUUGCAGAAUAGGUUGAAAAUUAAAAUGUUUGUAUUAUCUUUAGUUCUUUUCCAUCCUUGUGCUGUGAUUAUCAUGUUUGUGAUAUAUGUGAUGGAGAUUCUUUUUCUCA
Mercurialis annua (annual mercury) is the source of this 3092-nucleotide messenger RNA. Its product is annotated as WEB family protein At5g16730, chloroplastic. The record is from RefSeq and is a predicted model, not a curated record. The coding region runs from base 319 to 2904 and encodes 861 amino acids. The transcript has 4 exons. NCBI's taxonomy places the organism in Eukaryota, Viridiplantae, Streptophyta, Magnoliopsida, Malpighiales, Euphorbiaceae. Gene Ontology annotation, biological process: reciprocal meiotic recombination.